Molecule: messenger RNA, 6989 nt
Organism: Passer montanus (Eurasian tree sparrow)
Lineage: Eukaryota; Metazoa; Chordata; Aves; Passeriformes; Passeridae
Gene: ISM2
Product: isthmin 2
Exons: 6
Coding region: 722-2236 (504 amino acids)
Source: RefSeq, a predicted model, not a curated record
CACCGCCGGUGGAGGGGCGGCGGCCCCGGCCAUGCAGCUGCCGGGAGGGGAGGAGCGGGGCGGGCGGUGGCGCCCCGGAGGGGGCAGCGCCCGCAGGGAGCGGGGGGAGGUCUGGCGGUGCCGGCAGCCUCCGAGCGGGGCAGGGGCGCGGCGGGGCCGUGCCCGGGGCAGGCAGCCGCGGUCCCAGCCGGGAGGGGCUGCAGCGCGCUCCGAGCGAGCAGGAGCCUCUCCCCGCCGAGCGGCCUCCCGUCCGCCCGCCGGUGCCUGCAGAGCUGCGGCAGCACCGGGGAGUGACUCGGAGAGGGGAGGAGAAGAGGAGGAAAAGAAAUCGGAUUGCCGAAAGGAUUAGGAAGUGGGGUGGGGAACCGAAGCUCUCUCCCUCCCUCCCUCCCCGCACACAUUUGUGAAGCUUUUCAGAGUUAUCCUUCAGCAUCAGUACCGGCCGGCGACCCGGGGGAGCCGCGACAGCGGAAGGUGCUCGGCAAACUGCAAGAGCGAUCAGAGGGAGCGGAGUGGCCCGGCCGGCGGACCCUGCCCGGCCCCUGCCCGCGGGACACCGCACUCCCCGGCUCUGGUGGUUUAUAUAUAUUUUUUUAUAAGAUACAUAUAUUUUUAAGUUUUUACUGCUCCUCUCGGAGGACAGGAUUUGGAGCAUUAAGGGCGGGCGUGCUGCCAGACCGCCUGCCCUGGACGUGCGAGGCGGGGAGAGAGGAAGGGAGAGAUGCCUCUGAUUAGAGGGAAAGUCGUGCUCAUCCUCGGAUUCGUCUUCCUCACAACUUUCCUGGCUGCGGUGAGAGGGCUACCCGUGAGGGGGAAACAGCGCAGCAAUACCCCGAAGGAGAGAAGCUCCAAGCUGGCGGAGGUGUCCGCAUCGUCCAGCCCGCGUUCAGCAGGGGACGAGGAGCUGCCGCCGUCGGGCAGGCCGCGGGCGCUGAGGCGGAGCGGGCAGGCCGGCCCGCGGCGGCACCGGCGCAGGGGGCUGGCUCAGCAGGCCGCCAGGAGCCCGGCGCUGCCCCAGCCCAGUGCUGCUGGCCAGGAGGAGAGCCUGCCCUUCAUGCUGGACCUGCAGAACUUGCCGGGGCUGGCCAAUGUGGACCUGAGUGCCCAGAACCCCAACAUCCAGGUGACCAUUGAAGUGGUGGAUGAUCCUCAGGCUGAGAUGGAGAUGGACUUGUUGAAGGAGACAAGCAAUGACUGGUCUCUGACAUCCUCUGAGUGGUUGUCCCACAAGGACCUAUUCUGGCCCCUCUUCUGGGAAUACACUGACCCUGCUGAGGGGGAGGAGGAGGAGGAAGAUGAAGAGGAGGAGGAAGAGGAGGAAGAGGAUGACAACCUGGAUGUUGGGGACAGGGAGGAAGAAGAAGAGGAUGAUGAUGAAGAGGAAGAUUACACAACAGAUUAUGAGGAGGAGGAGUCCAUGCUUAGUGGAGUAGGUGGUAACUGGGACCAGCGAUGGCCUGGGCAGAAAAACUGGAUCUUUAAGGAAAAAUAUAAUUACGACUAUGAAGAUGAGGAGGAGUGGAGCCCAUGGUCCCCUUGCAGCAUCACCUGUGGCAGUGGCAACCAGAAGAGGACCCGAUCCUGUGGCUAUGCCUGCACAGCAACAGAGUCGAGGACCUGCGAUCUCACACACUGCCCUGGAGCAGAAGGAGAGAUGGUCUUCCCCACAGAGGAGACACCUUUCAAAAGCGACAACACCACAGAGCUGUUCAACUCAGAGGUGGACAGCUGUGAGAAGUGGCUGAACUGCAAGAGCGACUUCCUCACCAAGUACCUGAGCAAGGUGCUGACAGACCUGCCCAGCUGCCCCUGCUCCUACCCCCUGGAGGCCGUCUACAGUGCCGUCAACCUGCGCGACGAGCAGCGGGGCAAGAGCUUCCGAUGGCGGGAUGCCAGCGGCCCCAAGGAGCGCCUGGACAUCUACAAGCCCACGGCACGCUUCUGUCUGCGCUCCAUGCUGUCCCUGGACAGCACCACCCUGGCUGCCCAGCACUGCUGCUACGACGAGCACACCCGCCUCAUCACCCGCGGCAAGGGGGCCGGUGUCCCCAACCUCAUCAGCACCGAGUUCUCUCCGGAGCUGCACUACAAGGUGGACAUGCUGCCCUGGAUCCUUUGCAAGGGUGACUGGAGCCGCUAUCACGCCGUCCGGCCCCCCAACAAUGGGCAACGGUGUGCCGACAACCCCGCCGAGGAGGAGUACCUGUCCCAGCUGCAGGAGGCCAAGGAGUACUAGCCACAGCCACUCUCCAAGGUGCCACCGCCACCACUGGCUUGCGUCCCUGCGCAGCCUGGCCAGCCCUGACCCUGCUCAUGGGCUCCUCAGCGGUGCCAGGCAAAACGGGGAGGAUGCGCCGUCUGUCCCAUCCCCUCGGAGGAGUGUCUCCUCCGAUUUCUGAGGGUACUGGAGGUUAUUGUGGUGCACUCCCUGCCCUGCCACCCAGGGCAGUCCUGCAGUCCAGAGCUCCUGGCCUGGCAUGUGGAAAGCAGCAGGGGCUGGGAGAUAUAAGGGGAACAAGGGCUGCUCCUUUCUGCUUUUAUUCUCUAUGACCUUUCAGUGCAGCCUGAAAGCUGAGCACAGGGUGAAUGAAGUGGGCUCAGCUCCUGCUGGCUUCACACCACAUCUGAGGAGCUGCCACGGGCAUUGCUGCCUGCCCUUGUCUGUACACCUGCCCUGGCACAAGCUGGUUUAUGUCUGAAGCUGGGGGUAGGUCUUCCUGGAGAGUGCAGGGCCGUUCCAGCCACGCAUACAGAGCAGGGCCCCCCAUCCCUGGGUUUGUGCAUGCACGGUUGGGAAGGAGCAGGGAAAGGUUGAUGGGUCUGUGGGUCUGGGGGAGUGGGCUGUGGGGCAGGAGGAGACAGGCUGCCUGGGCUUCCUCGGCAAGACUGCCUAGCCACCAGGGUUUUGGCUGCCAAAGCUACAUGUAGGUGGUCCUCAGAGGGGGUCAGCAUGGGGACACAUCAUCUGUGUGCAUUUCAGCUCCUGUGCCAUGUUGCUUGGGGGAACAGGAUGGUAGCAUCUCUGCAAGUCACAGCACUAACCCUCUACCAGACCUUGGCUCCUUGGCAGUCCCCAGAGGGUCUCAAGAGCACCUGGGACACAGCCCAAAAGAAAGUCCUGUGUUUCCCACUCACAGCCCUGCCAGGGGCAGGAGGCAUCUUGGCCACUGCUCAUGCCAUUGCUGAUGAGGAGCAAAAAGACUGAGCCAAGCUAGCCCUGCUCCAUGCUGAGUCUGCCCAUGUCCCCAGCUGCUCCAUUCUGUGUCUGCCCAGGUCCCCACCUGGAGGCAACCCAGACAAACCAAGCCAUGGAUCCCUCAGGCUCACUUCCACUCCAGGCUCACAAGUGUGGCUCCAGAGGAGGAAGACACACGUGCUAAUAAUGUCAAUACCUGGUGUCCACAGAUCAGGGAUCAUGAUGUUCUCUGUUGGCACUUUGAUAUUGCCUGGGUUUUAUUCAGCUUUUCACAGGUCCAUGGCAGUGUCUCCCAGCAUAUUUUGGAAGCUUUUCUGCAGAGAAACUAGGCUGAGCACCUUUGUCCCAGGACAUGCAGUUGCUAAACUGGCAGAAAAUUUAAUAGGUUUUAUUUAAGAAAUUUUAUACAUCAGGGGAAAUAAAAAUCAAGCACACAUCAAGAAGAAUGGAGUCAUUUCUACUCUAGAGGUUUCAUGCAAGGCUGCUAGCUACUCCAUGUACUUCUGCAGGGCACUGUUGAACCAAAUAACUGGUUGCAGAGGUCCUUAGUUGACCAUCCUGUACUGUCUGUCCUUUUUGCAGGAGCUUUCUCCAGCCUCAGUGAAUAUUCUUGGUCUGAAAGCUCUUUGGGGAGUCUUUCAGGGGGGGUCUUUGUAUGCAUCCUUGAUCAUCCAUACCUAAGACUUCAUAGCUGGUAAAACAAAAGUAUUAAUGAAGUUAUUGCUGAAUUAUUCUUCCUCAACUAUUAUUACACCCUUGUAUCCCUAGACUCUGGAUAUGGGUUCUAUCAAAAUACAGGCAGACAUGCAGUCUGAGAUGACCAGUGUUCUGUAAAUGGUGAGAAGGAAGAGAACCAAGUAAGCAUGGAUGGAGACCUAGACCCUGGAACAUUUUCAUGAUCACUGCAUGUUCUCUGGCCCAGAUGGUCAUUCACUUGCUAGUUGCUGGCAAAGAGGUAGGUCAUACAGAGGUGGUCAAGAGAGGGUGACAGUGAUCUGAUGGCUUGGUUCUGGGGGCCAGGGAGCCUCAGCAAGAGACAUGGAUGCAAAUGAAGCUGUGAGUGUCUGAAGCCAUGGAAGGAUGAGCUUGUGAACUGCAGUCAUUCCACAGAGCAUAUUUCCACUCGCAUACUAUAUGCCGUCAUUACCUUCAUCAAACUGUCAGUGGAGUUUAUUUACCAUCAGUGCAGACUUCUUUAAAGAACCUCCUGUUGAGCAUGCCUAGUGCUCAGUAUUGGACCCAAGCAUGGAAGCAGGACUUCUACAAACAGUCUUUCUUGAAGAAGACUUGCAAAAGCUCAGCCAAUUUGUUUGUUAGACUGGCUGCUCUCUAAGUGCUCUUACAGUCAGAGUGUUACCCAGGACUUUCACCCUCCUCUUUUCUCUGGCUAUGUCAACCUGUCUAACCCCCAGAAAAAAAACUUGUAGUUUCUGUAAGAACUGGAGUUCCAUCCAAGGGCAAGUAAAAACAUUUCUUGCAUUGAUACUCCCCCAUUCCCUGACAUCCCCACACAAGCUAGUUGAGAGCCAAGUAGUUGUUCUGCUUUGCUGCCUCUGUGGUUUGGACAAUACAGGCACAAACUGGAGCAUGAGAAACAAGCACUGUUGUUCCUCAAACAAGCACCUUACACACCAUGAGGCUUUGCAGAGCACAGUGAGAAAAGUAGACAUUAAGCAAGUGUUUAUUUUUAUAUCCCGUCAAAGAUUCUGUCCAACCCACUGCUAUUUAAGUGAUGAAUCUCUAAGCUUUCACUCCUUAAGUUUAUUGGUUUUUUAUAUAUAUAAUAUAUAUAUAAAAUGUCUUUUAUUCCUACAAAAUUUCACAGAGAAGAGUUCUUUAAUCUGAUGCUGCAAUAAAGCACUUUAUGUAUGUAUAUGUCAUGCUGAUGUCAUUCAGUUGUGACUGAAGCAUGUGUUGCUAUUUAUUUUGGUUGAGAGGGAUGAUCCUAUGUUUAACACUGUAUGUCUUGGGUUCCCAGCCCCACCUGGGGCCCUGGUGGCUUCCUUUAACAUUUGCAUUUGAAGUUGUCUGGAUGCAAAAGUCACAGGUAAGAAAGACUGUCUGGAGCCCAUGGGAUAUGUGAAGUUCUGCUUACAGGGGAGGAAGCCUCCUACACCUUCAGGGCCAGUGCUGAGAAGCAAAGGCAUUGCCUGUGCCCCAGCCCUGACCUUGGGUUUUAUUCCAUGCUCAGCCUGGUCAGAGCUGAGUACUGGCUGAUGGUCCAGCACACCACAGCAGGAAGAAAAACCCCAGCAUCAUCCCAGCUAAAAAACUGGCUUAGCAAACCACCUCCAGAGCCACCAGCUAAUUAUAGCGGGCGGGUUUGCAAAGCUUUCCAGGGAUCACAACUUUUUGUUGUUGUUAAUCUAGUGUGUAAAUCAUAAACACUUCCAGGUUCUUGCUAUUUCCAGCUGUUUCUGCUCCUCUCUUACUCCUUUUGCUUUGCUCUGGCUGCACAUCUGUCAAGGGUUUAUCUGCUACUCUAGCAUGGGACUGCUUCACAGCUGCCUGGCACCACUGCUGGCCCCUACCUGGGGGAGCAGGUGACUCCUCUCAGUGGAGGAUGCUAGGGGCUUCCUACUGGCCUUCUGCAACAUCAAAAACAUUGUUGCAUGGAGCCCAAGCCAGGAGGAGCAGGCUGAGCUCCACUCUGCUCAGAGAAAAUCAUUCUUUCUCUAGAGGAGCAGUCAGCAGUUACUGCUAUGUGUAUAACGUGCCUAAUGUGCUUUUAUCCUCUGCAGCAAGGUCCUUGCUGUGUUGGAUGAUGGACCCUGCUGUGAAACUCCUGGGAUAUAGAAAUCCCACAGCCAGAGGUUGGAAGCAGGAAGAAUUCCUGCCCUAAUUCUGCAGGUGCUGGAGACCUGGAGAUGUCACCUGAGCUCAUACAAUGAGUCUGUGACAGUCUUAAACUGCACUUUUGCCUGAUGCUUUGAGCACAAAACUUCCUGACUGGUUGCUGUUGAGUUGUUUCAGUCUGCCAGCCUGGAGUGGAGCUGAGCUGGACCAGUCCCCUGGCAUCCAGCCUGUAGUGGUGUUUGUCUGCACACAGAAGGAGCCUUGCCCAGAUUUUGCUGGGACACAGCUGGGGUGAGUAAAGCCCAUCUCUCAGGGAUGAACAUGAGAUUUUGUAGGAACAUAUUUACAGCAACAGAAAUCCCAUUACCUGAAUUUUUUUUCAGGGCUCCACCUCCAAGAAUCUGCUUCUUAGAAAGCACACAAAAAGCCCAGCUGGGCCCAGAAGGGGCCUCUGGAAGGAGAAGAGAGAGUGAUAAUGCCAGGAGAGUUUAGCCAAAGCCUGUGCAUCAGGCCUGAACUGCAAUGCCUGGUAUUAACCUAGGAAAUAGCAAGAUGUGGUUGUGGUCUGUGGAUCUUGAGUUAAAACUGUAGUUCUAGAGAAGAAACAAACCUUUCAGACACCCCUGUUCUGGCCUAAGAAGGGACACACCUCACUGUGUGGCUGCGUUGGUCUUCUGUGCUGGUGGCACACCUCUGGAGCAGAAGACUAGGAAAAAAACAAACCCCAGCACACUGAAGGUUUUCAGCUGUAGUCCUGCUCAUCUCACUUUUUCACUUGGUCAAGAUAAUUUUUGAUUCUAGAAUUAUCUCCUAAACUUGUCUUUUACAGCACCAGUGGUAAUGUUUUGUUUUGUUGGUUUUUUUGGUUUUUUUACUCUUAAGUUACCAAAUAUAUUAUCUUCUAUACCGAAAUGUACUGGAUUCGUUACAGGUUUAUUAGGCCUUCCCUUAUGUACUAAUAAAACUAUUAUAUAGAGCAUUGCCUACAGUCUUAACA